Anopheles bellator is the source of this 4886-nucleotide messenger RNA. RefSeq names its product lethal(2) giant larvae protein (gene l(2)gl). The coding region runs from base 1 to 3744 and encodes 1247 amino acids. The transcript is spliced from 7 exons. Gene Ontology annotation, biological process: establishment of spindle orientation; regulation of protein secretion; regulation of Notch signaling pathway. Gene Ontology annotation, cellular component: cortical actin cytoskeleton; plasma membrane; cytoplasm. The record is from RefSeq and is a predicted model, not a curated record. NCBI's taxonomy places the organism in Eukaryota, Metazoa, Arthropoda, Insecta, Diptera, Culicidae. Gene Ontology annotation, molecular function: syntaxin binding; myosin II binding; GTPase activator activity.
AUGCUGAAGUUUAUACGCGGCAAAGGCCAACAACCUUCGACCGAGCGGCAGAAGCUGAACAAGGAACUGUUUGCCUUUCGUCGGACGGCUCAGCAUGGCUUUCCCCACAAACCGUCCGCAGUGGCGUUCGAUCCGAAGAGUAAGCUGAUGGCGAUCGGUACGAACAGUGGCGUGAUCAAGGUGUUCGGUCGACCGGGCGUCGAAUUCUACGGUCAGCACACGUCGCCGACCAACAACCCGGCCGACUUGAUCGUUCAGAUGCUGGAGUGGAUUCCCGGCACCGGGCGACUCCUUUCGCUGAGUGCCUCCAACCAGCUCGUGCUCUGGGAGCCGGCCGGCACGCUGCUGGUCGCGGUCAAGCAUCUCGCGUUCGAUGGCAAGUUGAAGAAAAUUUCCUCCCUCUGCUGUUCGUACCUGAAGGACACGGUUUGGAUCGGGACGGAGGGUGGCAACGUCUACCAGUUCGAUGUGCGCAGCUUCAGCGUGAAGGAGUCGGUCAUCUAUCACGACGUGGUGCUGGAGCAGCUACCCACUGCCUACAAGCUCAACCCGGGUGCGAUCGAAUCGGUCAAACAGUUGCCCACCAACCAUAACCACCUGUUGAUCGCCUACAACCGGGGAUUGGCGGUGCUGUGGGAUCUCGAGGCAGCUGGCGUGAAACAAUCGUUCAUAUCGCCCGGCCACGGCCAGAGCGUGGGACUGUUUAUCGACCCCGACGGGACACAGUUCACCUGGUACCAUGCGGAUGGAUCGUUCGCAACCUGGGACCUUGACAGCCCGAUACCGCCCGAAAAUCAGAAGUACGUCCCGUACGGUCCGGAUCCGUGCAAGGCGAUUGAUCGGUUGGCCCGCGGGUACCGCGGGCGCCGCGAGCUCGUAAUCUUCUCGGGCGGUAUGCCUCGUUCGGCGUACGGCGAGCAUCAGUGUGUGUCGGUACACUGCAAGGGCGGUGCCAAAGUGGCGUUUGACUUCACCUCGAAAGUGAUCGAUUUCUUCGUCACGUUCGAUGACGAACGCCCGGACAAGGCCCAGGUCUUGGUGGUGCUUCUCGAGGAGGAACUGGUGGCGUACGAUUUGUCCGACGAAACGCUGCCGCAGAUCAGUAUCCCCUACUUGCACUCACUGCACGCCUCGGCCGUCACCUGCAACCACCUGGUUUCACAGGUUUCGGCUGAAGUGUACGCCAAGAUCAAACGAGCCGGCGACGCGCAGCUGGCGGACUUCAGUGCAAACCCGUGGCCAAUCACGGGCGGUAUUGUACCAGAGGAGGGUGCUGACGGAGAACCUUAUUUCGCGCCAGACUCUCGCGACAUUCUGCUUACCGGCCACGAGGAUGGAUCGGUGAAGUUUUGGGACUGCUCCGGAGUGUGUCUCACGCCGUUGCUUCACGUCAGGACGGCUCCUCUGUUUAGUAACAGCGAUGAGGAAGCAUUCGCCGACAGUGCACUAAACAACUCCACCGAGCAGCUUGAUGAUGGUGAGCCCCCGUUCCGGAAGGCGGGCCAGUUCGAUCCGUACUCUGAUGAUCCGCGCCUCGCGGUGAAGAAGGUACAGCUGUGCUCUCAAACGGGUACACUCGUCAUUGCCGGUACGGCGGGCAACGUGGUUAUGGCCAACUUCGAGUCCGGAAUGGGUGCUUCGUCCUCGUCAUCCACGGCUUCGUCCCAGGCAGAUGAGCCGGUUGGGCCGCUGCCGGUGAGUGUGAUGAAUUUGGUCAGCGAUCGCGAUGGCUUCGUGUGGAAGGGCCACGAUCAGCUGAAGGUGAAGCGCCAACUGCUGGAAGAAAACGAACCGAUCCACGAGGGCGUGCACUUCACUGGUGUACUUCAGGUGCUACCACCUGCCGCUGUCACGUGCAUUGCGAUGCAAAGCAAAUGGUCGCUGGUUGCAGCCGGUACAGCCCAUGGUCUGGUGCUCUUCGAUUAUCGUAACCAAGUGCCGGUGCUGCACAAAUGCACGCUCAAUCCGAACGAUCUUACCGGUGCUGGGGAAACCCUGUCGCGCCGUAAGUCUUUCAAGAAGACGCUUCGCGAAUCGUUCCGUCGUCUGCGCAAGGGACGCUCAACGAGAAACAAUCCGAGUUCCGGCGGUACGACCGGUGGUGCCGCCGGUCACCAGGGGCAGGCCGAGCCUCGCCCUGUUGAACGGCAGAUCGAAGCGAGGCCGGUGGACGAUGGAAUGGGCUCGAUGGUUCGCUGUUUAACAUUUGCCCAAACAUUCAUCACCAAUCAAAAUGUCUACAUUCCGACGCUGUGGGCCGGAACGAAUGCGAGCUGUGUGUCCGUGUUUGUGCUGAACUUGCCUCCGAAACCAGCGGCACCUGUUGCACGAGCCAGCGGUGAAAAUGAAGAACCGACGGCGGCCCCUGCAGCCAAGACGGCCCCAGUGACUGGAAAGCUGGCGAAGGAAAUUCAGAUGAAGCACCGAGCACCGAUCAUCGGUAUCGCCGUCGUUGAUAGUAACGGAGUCCCAUUGGAGUUACAGAACGUUCCCGGUCCGGCUCCGCAUCGUGUGCUGAUUGCGUCGGAGGAACAGUUCAAGGUGUUCUCUCUGCCUCAGCUGAAGCCGGUUAACAAAUACAAACUCACAGCCCACGAAGGGGCACGUGUGCGGCGCAUUGCCUUUGCCACGUUCAUGUGCACCGUACCGGUGACGCAAGUACAUUCCAGUCCCGCAAAGAGCGUGCCCAAAGCGGCACCAGUCUCCCCAGCGGCAGGAGACCAAACAGCAGCAGCUGGCGAUGGGGCAGGGAACAAUGAGCUGGUCUCCAGUGGGGUGCCGGACAUAACGACCCACUGUGAAAUCAGUCUUCUUUGCUUGACCAAUUUGGGUGACUGUCUGGUACUGACCGUUCCGGAGUUGCGCCGUCAGCUGAACUCGGCUGCCGUACGCCGGGAGGAUAUCAAUGGCAUAUCAUCACUAUGCUUUACCACCUACGGCGAAGCACUUUACAUGAUGUCCUCAUCCGAGGUGCAGCGGAUCAGUCUUUCCGCUACGCGAACCGUCACUCCUACCGGUAUGAUCGAAGUCGAGGAUUGGGCAACGCCUGUUGAUGGUACUGCGGAACAGCAGCAGGCUGACGACGAGGGAGCUGAGUCGCAUGAGGAUGCGAACCAGCAGGAUGCACCGUCAGAGCGUGAGGUCGGUGGCGGUGAGAAACACGCAAAACGCACCGAAAGAUCGUCAAAUCUGGGAGCCCCUCACUUGCUGACGAAUGGCACUUCCGAAUCACGGCUAAGCAAUGGGGUCGGUGGUGGUGAUGAAACUUCGCCGAAUAAGGCCAACGAAACGAUUUCCAGCUCGAUCGGAGACAUUACCAUCGAUUCCGUGCGCGACCAUCUCAACUCCACCACGACGACCCUUUGUUCAACGACGACCGAAGAAGUUGUUGGUCGCCUUUCAGUAUUGAGCACACAAACAAAUCAGUCCUCGUCCACGGCUAAGAACAGCGAAGUAUUGAGCUUCAACUCUUCCAACUUCAGCGACCUGAAGGGUAUAGGCGAUACGACAGAGAAAACAUCCAAUUCGGCGAUCAUCAAAUCGAUCAUCACAUCCGUCAAACAUUCGUCGAACGUUUCAAACGGUGACGCAAAGGAACAGAGCAAAACGACAACAACGAAGACGACGACGACGUCCUCGACGAGCAGCGCCACAAAUGGAACGGAUCGAGAUUCCGUUCCACCGCCACUACCGACCACUGUGCCGCCCCUCAUAACCGUGCUCCGAAAGGAGAGCCAAUUUUAGUGUUUGUCACUUAAAGCAAGACGAUACAACGCAUUUGCGAGCGAAAUAGGGAAGAGCGCGGAAGUUUCUUUUUGCUUGGGCUGUCACGAUAAAGUAUUAGUUUAACUACUUAUCACACCUACGAAAUAGUGCCGUAGUUAAAGACCUUCAUGCACAACUUGCUGCACAACGCAGAGAACCGCACGAAGGUUCACAAUCAUCUAAAUCGUAGCGUGCUGUGGAUGAUCUACCCACCACGGUUGCCUUUUAAUGUGAGACCCGCACUGGGGGGUGCACGUACAAUGGCCAUCGUAUGGAAUUUUUGCACCGUCCAAUUCUUGCAACGAUUUACGAAGAUUUUAUUGCUAAAAUUUUGACUUAUCUUAAGUUGGUCCUCCACGAACAUAGAUAUUUUACAAUCAGAACUUUCGGCAAGCCGCUUCUUGGUAGUUUAGUGUACAUUUUAUAUUCUGCCUCCCCGAGGGGCGCGUUGCGUUCGUAACUUAAGUGUGUGGCCGGUGUGCGACGAUAGGGUGGAGUUUUUCUUGGGGCGAUGUUAACGAAAAUUCAGGUUUCAAAACAAAAGAAAUAAAGCAUUUUCUAUAUUUCGGUCAUCAUAAUGAGCACACCGCUGAACCGGUCGAAACGAACCGGCUGACCGGUGGUCAGCCUCGAAGGCGUAACGACAGACGUGUCUUUUUUCCGGGGGCAGUAAAUGGCAGUAAACGUGUGGAAAGGAAAGGCCUUUAAAUAAAAACGAAAGUAAAUGAUAGAUUUCUUAACACACCGCGGUUCGCGCGGCGUUAGGCAGACAUUUCUUAACCUUAUUUUAUCUCUGUUUUGUUCCUAGUGUUAAAGAUUCCCGAACCGUUUUCGUGCGAACACGAAUCGAAAAGUUGAAGUAUUUUUAUGAUCGUUAAGGAUGACGAUGCUGAUUCAGAUUCAGAAUUAGAGAUAACAGAAUUACGGCGCUGACAAUACACAAGCGAUUUACACUUAAUAGUAUCGUCGCCACAGAGAGAAAAUGAGCGAAGAUGUGUGCCGAAGUGGCAAAUAGAAGCAGUUUAUCGACGUUUACAUGCUUGAUUUUAAAAUGAGAAAUUAUAUGAACAGCAGAUUUAUAUAUACAUAACUUUAUCUUCCUAUUUUGUACGAGCCGAGAA